AUGAUGGCGCACAGAGCUGCCCACCCGGCUGCUGCGACUGAUACCCCGUCGCCAGCCACUGACGCAACUCAUUUCCCAACAACUGCGGCUCCUGCAGCCAACCCUGGUUCUGGCCCUCCCGCAAAACCUCUUCUCCCGCCAAGCAGUCCGACCACCACUGAGAACCGUGUUCCCGAUACCUAUGCUCGGCUCGCGUCCUCGUUUUCUUCUUUUCUCGCCGUGAGCAUGCAUCAAAUCCUGUUUCUUCGCUCUGUCUAUCCGCCAGCCACUUUUCUUCCCGUCCGUCAAUAUAACCACCCCGUCAAACAGUCGCGCCACCCUGGCGUCUGUUCCUGGAUCAACGACGCGUGUUCAUUCGUCGAAGCCGCACUGAUAAAAUCUUCAAUCUCGGCUGCAUCAUUCGUCAUAGUCUCCGAAAGGACAAACCGGCCAUUGGAACGGUAUACUUUCGACUUUUCCCAGAUACCGCAGGUGGAGUCGACAGACAUCCAUACGCUAUUUGCGAGCGCUGUCGCUGCUAAAACUGGCAAUAUCGAGAAAUUUGAUAUCUUCCAAAAAUCCGCAAAUGCUGCCCAGUCUAUUCCCAAGUCUGUCCCAUCAACGGCCACCGUUGACACGGAGGCUCAAUUUCGAGGUGUCCUCGCACGAUUGGCGUCGGCGUGUGCAAGGCUGACUCCGCUUCCGCAGCAUGAAGAAUAUCGCCCCGCGCUUUUCGUCAUAUUACGCCCCAAUGCAGAACCCCCUGCUGGUAUAACAGCGGAGGAACAGUGGUGGAUUCCAACUGAACCCAACGGCCUUUCUACCGUGCCCACCGAAUCGGUGAAUGGGGACUUCCCAGAACGAAAAUCUUUUGGAAAUAGCAAUUCUAAGGGCCUAAACGAAAACAACAAGAGGCCCUGCCCCAAUAGCCCAAAGACCCCCAGUAAUGGCACUCCCAACAAUUGCAAACGCUCAAGAGCGCAAACCGUCCCUGUUCGCAGGGUUGAUGCUGGAGAGAUGCAGCUGGAGGUGUGGGCGGAAGAAGCGUAUGGGAAAUUCGAAAUUCUGGACCGCCUUAAUACCGGAUAA
Molecule: messenger RNA, 1068 nt
Organism: Coccidioides posadasii C735 delta SOWgp
Lineage: Eukaryota; Fungi; Ascomycota; Eurotiomycetes; Onygenales; Onygenaceae
Cellular component (GO): zeta DNA polymerase complex
Source: RefSeq, a predicted model, not a curated record